UGUCAAUAUGAUUAAAGAUAGUCUUCGGAAUUCUGACUGCUGACAUCCCGCCUUAUAUUAUCAUAUAUUAUGUGAUAUAUGUAUUGUAAUUUGAAUUUGGAAAAUAAAAACAAACCAAGUUAAAACCAUGAUCAGCCUAAGACAAGCCAUAAGAUGUAUGAAAGAAAUGACUCCCAAUAUCCGGGCCAUGUCAAGUCAAAGCCUUGUAAACCUGAAAGCGGAUAAGGAUAAUGAUGAAAUUGCUAUUGUGACAAUGCAAAGACCUCCAGUAAAUAGCUUGAAUCUUGAAUUACUUCAAGCACUUAGUAAGACGAUUGAUGAGAUAGCAAAAGGUGACUUUAGAGCUAUGGUUUUGACUUCUGCGUCACCAACAGUAUUUUCAGCAGGUAUAGACAUAAUGGAGAUGUAUAAACCAGAUAUGAAGAGAGCUGAACAAUUUUGGACAACUUUACAAGAUGUUUGGCUAAAGCUAUUUGAAACGAAACUUAUAACUGCAGCAGCAGUCAAUGGACAUUCACCAGCAGGCGGGUGUUUACUGGCCAUGGCAUGUGAAUAUCGGGCUAUGGUGUCGGGUAAAUACACCAUAGGGUUGAACGAAACUGCACUAGGUAUUGUCGCUCCGAGGUGGUUUAUGGACUGUAUGUUGAAUACUAUUCCUCAGAGAGAGGCUGAAAUAGCACUGACUACAGGCAAACUGUUCACGAUAGAAGAGGCAAUGAAGGUGGGACUUAUAGACGAGGCGGCAAAAGACAAGGAUGACGCAAUAGAAAAGUGUAAAGGUUUUAUAGCAAAGUUUGACAACAUCCCGCCCUUGGCUCGAGAAGUAACAAAGAAAAAAUUUAGGGCUUCCUCAUCCCAAUGGCUCAAGAAUAACAAAAAAGCAGAUUUAGAUGAAUUCUUGACUUAUCUUAAAAACCCUCAGAUUCAACAGUCCCUAGAAAUGUACAUUCAUAUGUUGAAAGCGAGGCAGAACAAAUCAUAAUACCGCCAAUAAAUUAUUUUACUUUUGACAGUUGUCAUAACUCCUCUAUGAGAAAGAUAAAUCCCUGUGAACUUAAUUUUAAAAAUAGUUUUUUUAUUUAAUCUUAUUAUCUUAAUACAGUGAAAAUUGAGUAUGUAUUUUUCGAUCAGUGUAACGUUAUAGAUAGUGUAAAGACGCGCCCCACCAAUUUUUGGUGUAGCCGUUGUAGUGUGCGUGUGUCCCGAUAACACACAUUGACGGAAGUUGCGUACAUACUAUAAACGGUUAGGCCGAAUAGUGGGGCGCGUCCUCGUGGAUUGCACUAUCUAUAUAUGUAUCGGUAUACUUUUAUAAUUUUAAAUUGAUGAUGUUGUAUUUAUGAUAUUGUUAUAUGAUUAUGUAUAAAAAAAUAAUAAAAAAUAAGUUUUGAAAUGUA
Molecule: messenger RNA, 1397 nt
Organism: Pieris rapae (cabbage white)
Lineage: Eukaryota; Metazoa; Arthropoda; Insecta; Lepidoptera; Pieridae
Product: enoyl-CoA delta isomerase 1, mitochondrial-like
Exons: 5
Coding region: 128-982 (284 amino acids)
Biological process (GO): fatty acid beta-oxidation
Cellular component (GO): mitochondrion
Molecular function (GO): enoyl-CoA hydratase activity
Source: RefSeq, a predicted model, not a curated record